AUGUAUCAAACUGAAGCAAAUAAUUUACUGAAGACUGAUAUCCAUGAAAAUCAAAAACCGGAAACACGUAUCAUCACUCUUAAUUACGGUGAAAAUCUUGAGGAAUCAGUUUUUCGAUUUCAGAAAGGUUGGAUUGUUCGAUUCAUUCGUGGUACAAAUCUUUUGGGACGUAAUGUAGAUGUAUAUACAUCAAUUUCGGGUAAAAUAUCCUGGAAGGAAAAAGCUGAUGAAUUUGCAACAUUUGCUGAAAUUAAAUGUGAACAAUCUGGUGCUUUCUCCUAUCAUUUUAUUGUUGAUAAUGAAAGUCAAAUAGCCGGUAAUGGAUAUAUUUUGGUAAUGCCGGUUUUAUUCCUAAAUGAACGUCCAUUACGUUUAAAUGCUGUAACAUGUAUCACACAUAUCUCAAAACUUCUUGGUUCAUUUGAUAUGUGGGAAGAAAGAUUGAAAAUAGCUGCAAAAGCUGAAUAUAAUAUGAUUCAUUUUACUCCUGUACAACAACUUGGAAUUUCAAAUAGCAGCUAUUGCAUUGCUGAUCCAAUGCAACUGAAUCCGAAUUUUAGCACUACCAAAAAACAGUACACAUAUGAUGAUUUGGCAAUAUUGAUCAAAAAUCUUGAAAGAGAUUAUCAUUUAUUAUCAAUGCAAGAUGUCGUAUGGAAUCAUGCAGCUCGUAAUGCUUCAUGGCUUUUAGAACAUCCAGAAUGCGCUUAUAAUUUAAAAAAUAGUCCACAUUUACGACCAGCUUAUGUCCUUGAUCGUCUCUUAUAUCAUUUUGGUGUUGAUAUCAUGAAUGGAAAGUAUAAUAAUCGAAAUCUUAGCAAGGAAAUUAAUACAGAUGAGCAUUUACGAACUAUUCUCGACAUUUUGCGCAACGAACUUUUGCCAGAGUUACGAAUUCACGAAUUCUUUCAAGUUGACAUCGAGAAAUUAGUGGCACUAUUUGAGAAAUAUGUCAAAGAUGGACCUUCACCGGAUGUACGGGACGAAAUGCUGGAAUCAGAGCCAGGACCAGAUUGGAAUCGAUUUGGUUUUAUUGUUGACAUGAAUCAUGCGAAUAAGAUUUUUAAUCGAAAAAGAAACGAUGCAUUUGAUGAGGGUGACAGACAAUGGAAAUGUUUGGAAAUAUUUCGAGGACAUCUUCAAUUCCUUAACCAAAAAGCAUUGGAAAUCGGUGCAGGAAUUUGUGAAAAUGUAUUGCAAGCUUGUGCAGGACAUAUUGGUUAUGAACGAAUCGAUCAUUGGGGACCGCGACGACGCGAACUAACCGAAAUUCAUGGUCUUGUCACACAGUAUUUUGUACAACCAUUUCCAUCGUUGAACUCAUGGAAAGAUGAGGAGAAAUUUGCAUAUAGCAAUGAAACAGCAGGAAAAAUAAUGGCAUGUAAUGGAUGGGUUAUGAAUGAUAAUCCAUUACUUAAUUUUGCACAUUAUCCAUCACAGGUUUAUUUGAUGAGACAUUUGGUAUGUUGGGGAGAUUGCAUAAAGCUGAAUUAUGGUGAAAAACCGGAAGAUUGUCCGUAUUUAUGGGAUCUGAUGAAGAAAUACACUCAACGUUGCGCAAAAAUAUUUCAUGGUUUACGCAUUGAUAAUUGUCACAGUACACCAAUACAUGUUGCUGAGUAUCUUUUAAAAGCUGCACGUGAAAUACGACCAGAUAUCUAUGUGACAGCCGAACUUUUUACACAAAAAGAAAGUUUGGAUAAUAUUUUUGUAAAUCGACUUGGAAUAACAUCUUUAAUACGAGAAGCUCAAAAUGCUCCAAUAAGCUUUGAACAAGGUCGCUUAAUUUAUCGAUUUGGUGGUGAUGUAUUAGGUGGAUUUAUUCAAAAAUCAAUCCAAGAUGCGACAUCUUGUGUAGCACCAGCUUUAUUCUUCGAUCAAACACAUGAUAAUCCUUCAGCUAUCGAAAAACGUUCCGUUUAUGAUUGCAUACCAACGGCAGCAUUGUUAGCAAUGGCAAAUUGUGGUAUUGGUACUGUUCGGGGAUAUGAUGAACUUGUCCCUUAUAAAAUCGAUGUUGUUGCUGAAACGCGUAAUUAUACGACAUGGACAGAAGCAAUGCAAUCAUCUACAAUCAUUCCGGCACGUGCCGCAUUGAAUAGAUUACAUAUUUGGCUUGCGGAAAAUAAUUAUACUCAAAUUUAUGUUGAUCAACGAACACCAGAUAUUAUAGCUGUAACACGACAUAAUCCGAUAACCCAUGAGAAAGUUAUUAUGCUUGCAUAUACUGCAUUCAAUAGAGAUGCCAUUUGUCAUGAUUGUCCAACAGUUGAAGAUUUGACAUUUACUGGUUUAUUGGAUGAAAUUCUACUUGAAAUCGAAUUUUGCUACACGGAUAAAGGAAAACAAGAAAGUGAUAACAAAAUUGUUGGUUUAAAUGGUGCUAAAGUGGAAGUUCGAGAGCAUCUGAAGGCAAAUGAUUCGAAAUUGGCAAUUGUUAAACAAAAUGAAACAGAUGGUAAACUUCACCUGAAGCAUUUCCCUUCCGGAUCAGUUAUCGUUAUAAAGGUAUCAUCAGUUAAAAAGGCGACAGAAGCAAUCAAUUUGAUUCAAAAUUAUUUGUCUGGAAAGAAUGAUUCAAUAAAAACAUCUUUUGUAAAUGCAUUGAAACAAUCAACUCUCCAAACUUACAAUAUGCUUCUGUUCCGAUGUGCCGCAGAAGAUCAAGCUGAUUUCGGAUCAGGCUCUUAUAAUAUACCUAAUUGGAAAACAUUAGAUUAUUGUGGAUUGCAAGGAUUAUUACCCUAUUUAAAUGAUAUUCGAUUUCAUAAUGAUCUUGGUCAUCCGAUAUGUCAAAAUUUACGUGAUGGUUUAUGGCUUUGCAAUUACAUUUAUGAUCGGCUUAACAAAAAUAAUCCAGCAUUAGCGGAAAUUGGUCGUAUUAUUCAAAUCUUAUUUUUACCACUUCAUGAAGUACCAUAUGACUUAAGGCCUUGCUAUUUUGAAGCAUUAUUUUCGCCAUUUGCAACAGCAUCGGUAUAUGUUCAAUCGUUAGCGCUAUCAUCUGUAUCCUUCCUUGGAGCAGUUAAAAAUGCUAAGUUAGCACUAUUACCAGAUGGAUAUAAGAUGGAAGAUGAUUUCCCUUCAUCACUUUCGGCUGGUUUACCACAUUUCGCCACUGGAAUUUGGAGAAAUUGGGGACGGGAUACGUUUAUCGCAUUACCUGGUUGUUGCAUUGCUACCGGUCGAUUUCAGGAUGCACGAAAUUUAAUUCUAUCAUAUGGUGCUGCAAUGAGACAUGGAUUAAUACCCAAUCUUUUGGAUGGCGGAUAUGGUGCACGUUAUAAUGCUCGUGAUGCUAUUUGGUUUUGGUUGUAUGCUAUUGUGAAAUAUAUUGAAAUGGUUCCAGAAGGUGCUCAAAUUCUUAGAAGUAAAGUACUUCGUAUAUUCAUCCACGAUGAUACCAUUUAUGGACAUGAUUUAACUGUAAGUAAAUUUGAUUGA
Messenger RNA from Loa loa (African eye worm), 3444 nucleotides. RefSeq lists its product as hypothetical. The record is from RefSeq and is a predicted model, not a curated record. Gene Ontology annotation, biological process: glycogen catabolic process. The transcript is spliced from 24 exons. Gene Ontology annotation, molecular function: amylo-alpha-1,6-glucosidase activity; 4-alpha-glucanotransferase activity. NCBI's taxonomy places the organism in Eukaryota, Metazoa, Nematoda, Chromadorea, Rhabditida, Onchocercidae. Bases 1 to 3444 code for a protein of 1147 amino acids.